AUGGUUGGACGGUGCUCCAAGGGACGCCGACGCCGCAAGCGUGGCCCGGACUCAAGCCCGACGGCCACGGAACGGACAGGCCCCACGGAACGGCGUGGUGUAGUGAAUAGCAGUCAAACGGGAGCCUUCCGACAUUUGUCAGCCUCUGCAGACUCGUCUACCGGUCCGGACCGUGUCCCCAUCGACCUAGAUCUCACCCCACUUCUCAACUGGGACUCUGGCGCAGGGGCUGACCCCGCUGGAUUGUCUGCCGACGGCGAUAGUAACAUGUUCUUUGCUGAUCGCAACCCAUCAGCAACGGGUGACGCCUUCGGCGGUGCUCUGAACCAGCUUGAUGUCCCGAGCCCCACGGAAGACUAUACUUCAGGGUUGCAUAUGGCCUUCCUCGCAUCCUCCACUAUUGAUCGUGUCCACACAACGCUUCCCCCUACACCUUAUGCAACUACGACAAACACAGCGACUUCACGCACUUCCGAAAACAUGAUGCAACAACAGACAACUAGAGCCCCAGUCAGUUCCGAAAAACAAACGGGUAUUCACAUCCUCUUCAAUGUUAUGGCGAAUCUGGAGGCUGAAAUCGGCGACCCUGGCGCAAAGAUUGAUAAGAUCAUGCAUACCGUAAAGACAAGCACCAAAGAGGUUCAGCGCGUGAUACAGUCCAGGCAGUGGCAACUAGCUGUAGUCUGUCCGAUGCUGGCGCUUGUUGCCAUCGAGGUCGCAUUAAUUCUGAUCGAGAAUAUUGUCGCUCGGUGGAGCGGCAGCAAAAAUGCGAGUCUUAAUAGUUAUUCUAUUAGCGACCAGCAAAGUCCACGCUCCUUACUACUUGGUGAAUAUAGGGCCGAAAGCGAGGAGGCCGGUAUGAUCUGGAGACAUAUUAUAAUAGUCGAGCUUCGGCGCUUACGUAGCCUGAUUGAAGCACUCGGAGUGUAUCUUGAUGACUCGAGUCGCUGUCAGAAUGGCCAGCGACCGGUAGAUCGUCUAAAAAACUCCUGCGCUUAUCAAGACCAGAAAGUAGCAUUACUCCUCGCUACUUUACAGAGGCCCGAGGAGAUACUCGAGGAAGGGACAGGCUCCGCGUUCUAG
This is a messenger RNA of Aspergillus bombycis, 1083 nucleotides long. RefSeq lists its product as uncharacterized. The transcript has a single exon. NCBI's taxonomy places the organism in Eukaryota, Fungi, Ascomycota, Eurotiomycetes, Eurotiales, Aspergillaceae. The record is from RefSeq and is a predicted model, not a curated record. The coding region runs from base 1 to 1083 and encodes 360 amino acids.